GGGGGUAAGUGGGGGAAGGGAGUUCGCCGAGUCUUGAAGUAUCAUCAUCGUGCAUGCAUUUUUGUUUUUGUAAAGUACCAAACCCUUCUCUCUUUGUUUUCUUUUCUUCUCUCUCUGUUUGCUUUGCUUUGCAUGCACAUGAUUUGUUUGCUCUCUCACCAUCGCCGAUUCAACUCUUUCAUCGUCAGAACUCCUCUUUCUUUCUCGAUUCUUUCCGCUAAUUUCGUUUCAAACAUCGUCACCUCAAAGUCUUAUAGCCGCAAAUAAUACAACAAAAUAAUUCAAAAAAAAAAUCAACAUGUUUUCUUUUUGCCGCGGUAUUCAACGCCGGUGAAGCAUCAGCUCUUUUUAUCUUCUUCAAAAGAAAAAAUUGUAGGAAUUAAGGUUGGAGCAUGGCGUCAAAGAGUUGCAUGAAUGGACUCUGCGGGGCGUCCACGUCGAUUGAGUGGAGAAAAGGCUGGAUUCUGCGAUCUGGAGAUUUUGCUAAUCUCUGCGAUAAGUGCGGGACUGCAUAUGAACAAGCUAUAUUCUGUGAUGUUUUCCACUCAAAGGAUUCUGGGUGGAGGGAGUGCACUUCAUGUGGCAAGCAUCUCCAUUGUGGAUGUAUUGCUUCCAUGUGCUUGCUUGAGCUUCUUGAUAGUGGGGGCGUCAACUGUACAAGCUGUGCUAAAAAGUCAGGAUUUAACUCUAUGAUUGAAGAUGAAAACCCUAAUGGUUUUGGAAUAGUGAACAGUGAUACUGGUCAAUUGCACUCAAUCUCUGCUGACAACCAAUUGAGUAGUGUGAGCAUUCGAAACCUAAAACUUUUGCAGUUGAGCAACAAUGCAGAGAGCAUGGGGCUGAGAGAAUUGCUUCAGCUUCACAACGAUGACUCAAGUGGGUCUUUGGGACAAAUGAAACAGGAGGAAGUUUUGCCUCCUGAAAGAGAAUUUGGAAGCACAUACUUGGCAAAUAUUAAUCAAUCAUCUAACAGAUCAGUUCAAGCUGUGAAACCUACCAUAUUUAAAGCAAAUACUUAUGAGUCACUACCACAAACAAACUUGAGUAUUUCUUUGGGUGGUUCAUUGGGGAACCAAAAUGUCUUUCCUGGUUCAGUUGUGGAUGAAAAGGGUAAGAUGUCUUCAGUCUUGCAACAGGUAUCCAAAUCUCGCCAUCUUCUGCCCAAGCCUCCAAAGCCUGUUCUCGCAACAGGUUGGGAGGUGAAUACUGGCAUGGUACCCCAGAUACGUGUUGCUAGGCCCCCAGAGGGACGUGGACGGAAUCAGUUGCUUCCUCGUUAUUGGCCCAGGAUUACAGACCAAGAAUUACAGCAAAUUUCUGGAGUUUCAAAUUCCACCAUUGUUCCACUGUUUGAAAAGGUUCUGAGUGCAAGUGACGCUGGACGGAUUGGUCGUUUGGUUCUGCCAAAAGCAUGUGCCGAAGCUUAUUUUCCCCCCAUAACUCAACCAGAGGGCCUUCCUCUAAGAAUUCAAGAUGUAAAGGGAAAAGAAUGGGUGUUCCAGUUCAGAUUCUGGCCUAAUAACAACAGCAGGAUGUAUGUUUUGGAGGGUGUGACUCCUUGCAUACAGUCUAUGCAGUUGCAAGCUGGGGAUACUGUAACUUUUAGCCGCAUGGAUCCAGAAGGGAAACUUGUUAUGGGAUUUCGUAAAGCAACAAACACUGCUUCAGUGCAGGAAACCCUACCAUCUGCCAUUCCUAAUGGCACUCUUUCAAGUGAAAGUUUCUUUUCGGGUGUUUUUGACAACCUGCCCAUAAUUAGUGGUUACUCUGGCCUUGUUCAGUCACUGAAGGGAAGCACCAAUCCCCACCUAACUGCACUGUCCAAACAUUUGAGUUCAGCUGGUGGUGGUAUUAGCUGGCAUAAAUCUGAUAAUCAUGGGGACAGGACAAGGGAGGGCUUUUUACUACCAUCUAUGUUAGCUCCAGAGAGAAAAAGAACUAGGAAUAUUGGUUCCAAAAGCAAGAGGUUGCUGGUUGACAGUCAGGAUGCUUUGGAGCUGAAACUUACUUGGGAAGAGGCACAGGAUUUGCUCCGCCCACCCCCAAGUAUCAAGCCAAGCGUUGUCAAGAUUGAGGAUCAUGAUUUUGAAGAAUAUGAUGAACCUCCAGUUUUUGGGCAGAGGAAUAUCUAUGCAGUCCGUUCAACUGGGGAACAAGAGCAAUGGGCUCAGUGUGACAGUUGUUCCAAAUGGAGAAGGUUGCCUGUCGAUGAUCUUCUUCCGCCAAAGUGGACAUGUGCAGACAACAACUGGGAUCAAAGCAGGUCUUCAUGUUCUGCACCAGAUGAACUCACCCAAAGGGAGCUAGAAAAUCUCCUUAGAUUAAAUAAAGAUUUCAAAAAAAGGAGAAUAUUAGCAUUCCAUAGGGCAAGCCAGGAGCAUGAAUCAUCUGGUUUGGAUGCUUUGGCUAAUGCUGCAAUCCUUGGAGACAAUGCAGAUCAUUCAGGCACUAUGUCAGUGGCAACUACAACUAAACACCCAAGGCAUCGUGCUGGUUGCUCUUGCAUUGUGUGCAUCCAGCCUCCAAGUGGGAAGGGAAAACACAAGCCCACAUGCACAUGUAAAUUGUGCAUGACAGUCAAACGUCGUUUUAAAACCCUCAUGAUGCGCAAGAAGAAACGUCAGUCAGAGCGAGAAGCAGAGAUUGUUCAGAGGAAUCAGCAAGCAUGGGGUCCCAGAGAAGAAGCAGAACUAGACAGCAGCUCUAAACUUAUAUCAUCUCAACUUGAUCCUUCAGAGAAUGAAGCUAGGUCAGUUAAUGAGUUAGAAUAUUCAAACAGCCAGAUCAACAACCUACCCCACAAAUUGGUUGAAGCUAACAAAGGAGGGAUAGACUUGAACUGCGAUCCUGAUCGUGAGGAUGAUUCACAAUUUGGUUCCAACCGUGCGAGCAUGAUGAGUCUUCUUCAAGUAGCCAGCCUUCCUUUGGAGACUUACCUGAAGGAGAAUGGUCUUACAAGCUUGGAAUCUGAGCAGCAAGCAAACUCAGUAUCACAUGCUCCACCACGGACCAUUAAGGGUGAGGCACAAGAUAAUAGCUGUUUCCCUUCUGCCACCGAAGAGCAUGAGAGUAGGGACGAAGAAAAUGGUGAAACUGGAUCAGAUAGAGUCGAGAACGAGAACGAGAACGAGAACGAGAACGAGAAUUAUGCAUAAUGAACUUCAUCUUCCUCUUGUUUUAUUUAUUCUUUCUAGUCCCUUUGGUGUUCUUUUUGCUUACGUUUGGCAUUAUUUUCUUUACAGGGUGCUUUUGCCUUUUUCAAUCCCCAAAUAUGUAAUAUAUAAAUCCCCAGUUUUACUCAAAGAAGACCCACAGAUAAAGAGCCGGAGAUUUUGCGAAACUAUAGAUAUUAUACGCAGCGAGCUAGUCAUUGCAAUUACAUGCGAUGACAUGUAUACACCAGUAAUUCUACCGUUUCUAGGGAAGUCUUAAGGAAAUUUUAAGCUUC
This is a messenger RNA of Durio zibethinus, 3448 nucleotides long. RefSeq names its product B3 domain-containing transcription repressor VAL2-like. Gene Ontology annotation, molecular function: zinc ion binding; DNA binding. The record is from RefSeq and is a predicted model, not a curated record. NCBI's taxonomy places the organism in Eukaryota, Viridiplantae, Streptophyta, Magnoliopsida, Malvales, Malvaceae.